GUGUAUUUAAGAUUUGUCAACAAUCAAUAAUAAUUAUAUCGUAGUAGGUAUAUUAUUAUGUUAUUUACUUAUUUGUCAUUCGACAGUCUAACUAGUAACUACGAGUCACUAGUCACUGUGGUACUGUGUUCAGUGAAUAUAGUUCAAUAUGGAUAAAUUUGUAAUACGAUCUACAAAGGAUAAACAAUUAUUCAAAGAAAAAAAAAAUUCAGAUCCGGAUGAUCCAGUUACUUCAGAGGAAACAUGUAUAUCAUCGUCUAAGACACCAUCUAAAAUUUCAAAAUUGGAUCAGAAACAACUCAAAGAUGCUUCAGAGAAAAAUUCCAACACAAAUCCAUUUAAUGAAGUACAUCUUUGGCCUUCUGAAUGGACUUACAAUCAAUGGAUUCAGAAAAAAGAUAGAUAUCCUUGGCUCAUUUGUGAUGAUGGUAAAAUUGGAUGUUUGUAUUGUAAAAAUGUUGGUGAAUUAAAAACAUGUAAAAGUCAAGGUGUUGAAAUCUCAACUGAAUGGAGUCAAAUAAACGUUGAUGGUGGUACCAAUUCAAAAUUAGUUACUCGUUUAAGUAUUUUAAGACAUAAAAUAUCAAGACACAAUAGAUCUAAAGCACACAACUUUGCUUUAAAUAUUUCAAGAGAAAAAACACAUAGUAAAUUAAGUACAUCAUUUGAAACUUCAACUUCUAAACAUUAUCAAUCUACAAUAAAAAUAUUUCGCACUGUUUAUUUUAUUGCAAAAAAUAACCGACCAUUUGAUGACCAUUCAGAUCUUGUUGAAUUACAACAAAUGAAUGGGGUUUUAUUAGGCCAAACAUUACAUUCGAGAUAUUCAAGUACUUCUAUUAUUGAUCAUAUAGCUACUAAAAUGAGAAAUAAAAUUAUUCAAAAUAUUAUAGAAACCAAUUCAAAGAUUUCUAUAUUAAUUGAUGAAUCAACAACAAAUAGUUCAUCAUCUGGUAUGAUUAUUUAUCUCAAAGCCUCCAUAUCAUAUGAUUCACCUGUUUUUAUAUUUUUGGAUUUAAUUGAAUUGAAAAGUCAAACAUCUAUAAACAUCAUAGACCAACUACUUGAAUGUUUACAUCAACGUGGAUUUACUGAUAUUUAUUUAAAAGAACAUUGGAUAUCAUUUGUCACAGAUGGAGCCAGUGUUCUUUUAGGAAAAACUAAUGGAGUUGCUGCACGCUUAAAAGAAAAAUUUCCAAUAAUAUUUAGUUGGCAUUGCAUUAACCAUAGGUUAGAAUUGGCAGUUAAUGAUGUGUUAAAAGAUAUUACAGCAACCAGCUAUAGAACUGUAAAAGUAGUUUGGAAGAUGUAUCCAGCUUUAUACAAACACUUUAAAGAAGCUUCUGAGGAUAAGUAUCGUGAUCAAAAAACUAGAUCCAAGUAUAAAGGUCUUUGUAAACGGUUGGAAAGCUUACAAUUUCUUUCAGACUUGGCACUUAUGUGUGAUGUGUUGUCUGAAUUAUCUCAACUGUCAUUAGAUUUGCAAAGUCGGGAUGCAACUUUGAUACAAGCUGAUAAAAAAAUUAAAAGAACUAUUAGAGUAAUUGAUUCUUUAAAAACUAUCAAUGAUAAAAAAACAUGGCCAGCUGAUGUAAAUAUUCGUUUUGGUGAACAGGAAGUAAAACGACUUUGUAACAGAUUUCUUUUAAAUCAAGAAAAAACAUUAAGAGGAUUAAGAAUAUUAAUCGACGAAGAAACCAAUGAAAUUGAAGAACUAAAUGAAAUAAAUAAUUUGAUAAAAACGAUCCCAUGUUCUACAGCAGAAUGUGAACGUGGAUUUAGCUUAAUGAAUAUUAUUUGCACUGACAUACGCUCAAGAUUGACAAUUCACAAUAUUUCAAAUUUGAUGAUGAUUAACAUUAAUGGUCCACCAUUGAGUAUAUGGGACCCUGAAGACUAUGUCAAAAUUUUACCAAAAAUUGGUAAGAUUAAUACCUCCCAAUAUGAAAUAUUUCAUUUAUGCCAAUCUACAUGUCGAAAAGCUCAACAAUUAGGUAUAAUAUGUUCAUUCCCUGUGCAAAGAGAAGAUGUUGAAGUCUAUGGGAUGUCCGUUUUAAGUCUCAAAUGUGACGACACACUGUAA
Molecule: messenger RNA, 2083 nt
Organism: Myzus persicae (green peach aphid)
Lineage: Eukaryota; Metazoa; Arthropoda; Insecta; Hemiptera; Aphididae
Product: E3 SUMO-protein ligase KIAA1586-like
Exons: 6
Coding region: 149-2083 (644 amino acids)
Source: RefSeq, a predicted model, not a curated record